Rhinichthys klamathensis goyatoka is the source of this 1838-nucleotide messenger RNA. RefSeq names its product translocation associated membrane protein 1 (gene tram1). The transcript has 11 exons. The record is from RefSeq and is a predicted model, not a curated record. The coding region runs from base 119 to 1228 and encodes 369 amino acids. Gene Ontology annotation, cellular component: endoplasmic reticulum membrane. Lineage: Eukaryota; Metazoa; Chordata; Actinopteri; Cypriniformes; Leuciscidae. Gene Ontology annotation, biological process: SRP-dependent cotranslational protein targeting to membrane, translocation; protein insertion into ER membrane.
GAUAGAAGAAGAAAGACAGAAGUAGGCGUUAAGACUGACGUGCCUGCCAGAUAACAAUAGUGAAGACGUGUUCCGCACUCACACACAUACACCAAAAGUUCUCUCAACAUCCACCAAGAUGGGAAUCCGAAAAAAGAACAACAAGAACCCACCGGUGCUCAGCCACGAGUUUGUGAUCCAGAACCAUGCGGAUAUUGUGUCUUGUGUUGCUAUGGUGUUUCUGCUGGGUCUAAUGUUUGAGAUUACAUCAAAGGUAGCGGUUUUGUUCAUAACUGUGCAAUACAAUGUUACAAUUCCAGCAAAUGGGGGCCCAGAGGAAACACCAGUGAAUUACUUCCAUUAUGGUCUGAAAGAUGUGGCCACCGUCUUCUUCUACAUGUUAGUGGCCAUUAUCAUGCACGCCAUUAUUCAAGAAUAUGUGCUGGACAAAAUCAACAGGAAGAUGCACUUCUCCAAAACCAAGCACAGCAAGUUCAAUGAGUCAGGGCAGCUGAGUGCAUUCUACCUCUUCUCCUGCCUGUGGGGAGCCAGCAUUCUUGUCUCUGAGAACCUCCUGUCCAACCCCGUCAGCCUGUGGGACGGCUACCCGCACACUCUAAUGCCGUUCCAGCUGAAGUUCUACUACAUCUGUCAGCUCGGCUACUGGCUUCAUGCAAUCCCCGAGCUCUACUUCCAGAAGGCCAAGAAAGAAGACAUUCCUCGCCAGCUUGUUUAUAUAAGUCUUUACUUGGUCCAAAUUGCAGGAGCCUACAUUCUGAAUCUGAACCGGUUGGGCCUGGUGUUGCUGGUUCUGCAUUACUUUGUUGAGGUCCUCUUCCAUGUUUCCCGACUCAUUUACUUCAGCAAUGAGGAAAGGCAGACCGGGUUUUCAGUGUGGGCUGUUCUAUUUGUGCUGGGCCGCUUGUUGACUCUUUCCCUGUCUGUUCUUACUGUGGGCUUUGGGCUGGCCGGAGCAGAGAAACAGGGUCUGAACAUCGCUGAGGGAAGCUUUAAUGUCCUGUUUGUUCGGGUGGCUGUCCUGGCUGCAAUAUGCACCACUCAGGCUUUUAUGAUGUGGAAAUUUAUCAACUUCCAGCUGCGACGAUGGAGAGAGCAUGCACAGACUCAGACCUUAAAAAAGAAACUGUCGUCUUCUAAAAGCAAAUCAAAGAAAGCCAAUGGUGUGAACGGAUCUGUUGGUGCCAGCGGAGCAGAUUCUCCCAGAGCGAGGAAGGAGAAGUCAUCAUAAACCACCCACAUUCCCAACUUCUGUACUGGCUGAAAUCAGCCUGAUCAUUCCUCUCCGUUCCACAGUUUGUCUGUUGCCCGUUUCCCCUCUUGUUUAUCUGAAAAAAGAAAAGAAAAAAAAACUGCAAUAUGGCACCUUCCUUAUCCUGCUCUUUGAUCCUGUAGGAUGUUGAAUGCUGUAUUUCACAAAGCCAUCAAACCAGUAUGUCUCUUUGCAAGAAGGGCUUAAGGGAAAAAUGUGGCAUUGUUUUUUUGUUUUUUUUGGAGGGGGUCUUUUUUAUUUCGCCUACAUUUGUUUCCUUUUUCCAAAGGUCCAUACGCUCUCUGCUUUAUUUGCUUAAUCCAAAACUAUGAUCCAGCCAUACCUCCAAAUAAAACCCAAAAGCUGUGGGGGAAAAAAGUAACUUAUUUUUAUUUUUACAAGUGCCUAACCAUACAUCAUUUUGACAGAUCAGAGAUGGUUAAUCCAGUAUUUUAACUUGAGUUUGAAAUCAGGGGUGUAUUUAAAGUUCUCUGAAGGCUCACAGCUUUUUUCUGAUUCUAUCCUAAGCAUUUGGAACCAUGUCUAAUGCCUCUUCAUUGUGUUGUUGUAUAAAAGCAUUGUCACACUU